UUUGCAAAACGGGGGCUCCUCGUCCUCCCUGCUCCCCUCACCCGCCUUGACCCGCCCGAGUCAAACUCGGCUCAGUUCAACUCACUCACUAACUCCCUUUCAUGCAGCUCCUCCUCCACCGCCUCAAUCUCCUUAUCCCUUUUUCUCUCUUUUUUUUUUAAUUUAAAUUUUUAAUACCAGAAUGAUGAGGCAGGAAAACCACGGCGGCGAAAACUCCGACCUCUGCGAAUCACAAGACGAUAUGGAAUCUCUGGUCCUCGACGCGGCUCCUCCUCCUACCUCAUCCAACGGCCAGUCUUCUCCUUCCUCAGACUUCAUCGACCGCCAGACCAGCACCGCCUCCUCUUCCGCCUCAGCCUCGCAACACUUCAACUCCUUCCUCGAACCGCCGUCCUACGCCGACGCGAUCUUCACCUCCUUCGACUCCUCCGCCUCCGCAUCCAACGGCCACGACGCUCCCAAGCCUGAAUCUGACCCUCCGGCGAGGUCCGAGUUCCUCAAGGUUUGGGUCUCCGACCCGCAGAAGGAGCUCGAGCUCUCCAACUCGCUCGUCCCGGGAGGGACGUCAUACUACACGUACUUGAUCACGACGCGGACGAACAUGCCGGAGUACGGCGGCGACGGAUCCGAGUUCACUGUGCGGCGGCGGUUCAAGGAUGUGGUGACGCUAUCGGACCGGUUGGCUGAGUCGUGCCGCGGAUUCUUCAUCCCAAUCCGGCCGGAUAAGAGCGUGGUGGAGAGUCAGGUGAUGCAAAUCGAGCAGUUCGUGGAGCAGAGGAGGGCGGCGCUGAGUCGGUACCUGAAUAAGCUCGCGGCGCAUCCGGCGAUCAGGAGGAGCGAGGAGCUGAGAGUGUUUUUGGUUGUGAAGGGGAAGCUGCCGUUGAUGAGGAGUGUGGAUGUGGCGUCGAGAAUGCUGGACGGCGCCGUUAGGCUGCCGAGGCAGCUGGUUGGGGAGGCGGCGGAUGCGAACGAGGCAGCGCAGCCUGCGAAAGGCGGUAGGGACUUGCUGAGGAUGUUUAGGGAGUUGAAGCAGUCUGUGGUGAAUGAUUGGGGAGGUGUGAAGCCGAUUGUGGUCGAGGAGGAUAAGGAGUUCUUGGAGAGGAAGGAGAAGGUGGUUGAGUUUGAGCAAGAGCUUAGCAAUUUGUCGCAGCAGGCUGAGUUGCUGGUUAAAGCUCAGCAAGACAUGGGAGAGACUAUGGGGGAAUUGGGAUUGGCGUUUGUGAAGCUGACCAAGCUUGAGACGGAAGGAGCCAUGUUUGAAUCUCAAACAACACGAGCCACUGAUAUGAAAAAUGUGGCUACAGCGGCUGUUAAAUCUAGCCGACUGUACCGCGAGUUAAAUGCACAAACUGUUAAACAUUUGGACAAACUACAUGAAUAUCUUGGAGUAAUGUUAGCGGUCAACAGUGCAUUUUCAGACCGAACAAGCGCUUUACUAACGGUGCAAACUCUUUCCACGGACUUGGUCUCCCUGCAGUCAAGGAUAGAGAAGCUUGAAGCUGCAGCAUCCAAAAUAUUUGGUGGAGACAGGUCCAGGAUGCGGAAAAUAGAGGAGUUAAAGGAAACUUUGAAAGUUAGUGAGGAAGCCAAAGCUUGUGCAGUUAACGAGUAUGAACGCAUCAAGGAAAAUAACAGGAAUGAACUUGAAAGGCUUGACAGAGAAAGACAAGACGACUUUAUGGGAAUGUUGAAGGGAUUUGUUCUUAAUCAGGUAGGAUAUGCAGAAAAGAUGGCAAAUGCGUGGGAGAAGCUUGCGGAAGAGACUAGUGGGUAUGCAAGAGAUGGUAGCUGACAUUUCUGCUGUAAAUUUUUGCGUUUAGGUUUUCAUUGUAAGUUCCCUAUAUUUCAUCCAUGUACACAAGUAAAAUCGACAUCCCAUUUGUGUUAUACAAAGAAGCUUCAACCCUAACCAAUUCAAUUAGGAUACCAGAGACCGCGCCCUUUUUCUCUAA
Molecule: messenger RNA, 1952 nt
Organism: Argentina anserina (silverweed cinquefoil)
Lineage: Eukaryota; Viridiplantae; Streptophyta; Magnoliopsida; Rosales; Rosaceae
Product: sorting nexin 2A-like
Exons: 5
Coding region: 182-1792 (536 amino acids)
Molecular function (GO): phosphatidylinositol binding
Source: RefSeq, a predicted model, not a curated record